AUUGGAAUCAAUUGUCGGCUUCAUGUCGUCCCGAUCGCGGUGUCCCGCGAGUCUUUCAAACCAAAACAUAACCUUACAAUUGCGCAAGAAUCGCCGUUGAUUGUUAUUCUCGAUCGAGUGUUUGAAUAAAACGGUUGAAAAGAAUAUCUCAGGACAAUGGAGGAUGAAGGGAUGGAAUUGAGUGCUGAGAACAGUGAAAUUAAUGAUGAGAUCCAUGGGGCGGAGGAGGAGGAGGGUAGUCUGGAGGCUCCAGAGGGUGAAGAAUGCGAUCUGGGAGAUGAGGAUGAUGAUGAGGAUGACAAUGAUGACGCGGAUGAGGCUGAGGUGAGGCAGUUAGAGGAAGUUCUUGCGGAGAAUCCUUACGAUUACGCCAGCCAUGUGGCGGUUAUCUCCAAGCUCCAGAAGAUUGGGGAUUUGGAGAGACUCAGGAUUGCCAGAGAGAGAAUGACUGACAGGUAUCCUUUGAGUCCGGAGUUGUGGCUUUCGUGGAUCAGGGAUGAGAUGAAACUCGCUGUGAGUGAGGAAGAGAGGAGGGCUGUGGAGGAACUCUGCGAACGAGCUGUUAAGGACUAUUUGUCUAUUGAGAUAUGGCUGGAGUAUCUCCAAUUCAGCAUUGGAUCAAUGGGGAGUGACAAAGCUACAACAGACAAAGUAAGACAAUUAUUUGAGAGAGCACUAACAGCAGCUGGUCUGCAUGUAACCAAAGGUGCUAUUAUUUGGGAAGCUUUUCGCGAGUUUGAGAUGGUACUGGUCUCAUUGGCAUCAAACGACACUGAGAAAAAGGAGCAAUUAAAUCGAGUUGGUACUCUCUUUCGUCGUCAGUUGGGCUGUCCACUCCUCGAUAUGGAGAAAACUUCAGACGAAUUCAAAACCUGGCGCUCUGAGGAAGGAAAAGAAGCAACAAUGGACGACAAUACCAUCACUGUAGUCUACAAACGUGCCUUAGAUACGUUAAACUCUCGCCUACCAUUCGAGGAGAAACUAUUAUCAUCCCAGAAUGAGAGUGAACUCCUCGACUUCUACAAAGCAUACCUCCUUUACGAGAAACAGCACGGGGAUCCAGGCCGGGUCAUAGUCCUGUACGAAAGAGCAGUAACCGACCUGAGCCUUGAGUGGCAGCUGUGGCUGGACUACCUUGAGUACGUCGAUUCCAAGAUCAAAAUGGAGGCAGUUCUGUCACCGAUCUAUGAACGAGCCACAAGGAAUGUCCCCUGGGUGUCGAAAAUCUGGAUUAAAUGGAUGAGAUCUCUUGAAAAAUGGGAGAAACCGCUGUUAGAGGUCCAGAGGAUUCUGGAGCUAGCACUGGUCGCUGGAUUCUCCAGUGCUGAAGAGUACAGGAACGUGUGGAUGACGUAUCUGGAGUAUUUGCGUCGAAGGGUGGACCCAGACUCUCCUGAGAAGGAGAAGCAACUCGACGUGCUUGACAAAGGGUUCAACAAAGCCUGUGAGCACUUAGCAAAGUCUUUUGGCCUCGAUGGAGAUCCCCAGUGCGUUGUGCUACAGUAUUGGGCAAGGACUGAAGCCAUUCAUGCUGGCAACAUGGAGAAAUGCAGGAGCUUGUGGUCGGAUAUAUUAUCUCAGGGGCAUUCAGAGAGGGCUGCUAGUUGGCUGGAAUACAUAACUCUGGAGAAAUGUUAUGGGGACACCAAACACCUCCGCAAACUGUAUCAGAAGGCUCUGGCUGCCGUCAAAGACUGGCCGGAGAGUAUAGCCAACUCUUGGAUCGAUUUUGAGAGGGAUGAGGGGACCCUGGAGCAGGUGGAGAAUUGUGAAAUUAAAAGCAGGGAGAAAUUGGAGAAAAUUGCUGAGGAGAGGGGAAGAGCUCAAGACAAGGGGGAAGGAAAGUUGGAGAUUGGGAAGAAGGAGAUGAUUAAAACAGGAAAGAGGAGGCAUGAGGAAGUUGGUGGAAAGUGGGAGAAUCUCGGAGUUCCUGCAAGGAAACAGAAUAAAUUAGAGCGGGCUCCAGCUAAAGCCCAACCUCGGCUUGAGAAGAACAAAGGAAUUGUUGAGGAAAAGAAUGAGAGGAAAGUAACGCCUCCUCCAGGGUUUAAACCACCUUCAGAGGAGGAGUCAAUGGAUAUCAGUCAUGACGUUGACGACAAAAUAUCCGUCUUCGUUAGUAACUUGGAUUAUGCAACCACUGAGGAGGAAAUUAGGACGGCUCUGAAACCUGUUGGACCAAUAAGUUUCGUCAAACUUAUUACUGACUAUAAGGGGAGGAGCAAGGGUUUUUGUUAUGUUACUUUGAGUAGUUCUAAUGCUGUCGAGGAUGCUUUAAAAUUGGAUAGAACACCAAUCAAUGGGCGGCCCAUGUUUAUCUCUCGCUGUGACCCGAAUAAAACAACUCGGGCAAACGCUUUUAAAUAUGCAUCGACUUUGGAGGCGAAUAAGCUUUUCGUUAAAGGACUUCCGGUGAAAACUACAAAAGAAGACCUAGAGAUGAUAUUCAAGGCUUAUGGAUCCCUGAAGGACGUCCGAAUAGUUACAUAUCGGAAUGGCCACUCGAAAGGUCUCGCUUAUGUGGAAUUCGAGGAUGAAACUUCAGCGAGUAAAGCAGUACUAGCAACCGAUGGAUUAACUAUCGAUGAUAAGGUAAUAAGUGUAGCAAUUAGUAAACCUCCUGAACGGAAGAAGAACCCAGAAGAGCCUCUGAUCAAGUCCCUGGGUGGUACUACAACCAGUAGAACCCACUUUGGGGUACCUAAGACUCUCCUAUCGAUGAUUCCACGAAAUGUCAAGCCCGCAGCGAAUGGUAUUACUGCAGGGAAAACCAAUACUAAACCACUGAAUAAUCAAGAUUUUCGAAACAUGCUUUUGAAUAAAAAAUCGUAAUACAAUGCUAUUUAUUAUCCUUACAAUAUAACGUCAUAAAAAUCGAGAUGUGAUGAACGUGAAAAUGAUCUAUGAAAAAUGUCAAUUUAUACUUCGUGUUGCGACUUAAAGUUAGGUUUGCAAGAGUAAAAGAAGUACAAUUACCAUAGGAAUAAUAAUAAAUAGAAGAGAGAUUUAUGUACAGAAAAAA
Molecule: messenger RNA, 3022 nt
Organism: Diachasmimorpha longicaudata
Lineage: Eukaryota; Metazoa; Arthropoda; Insecta; Hymenoptera; Braconidae
Product: squamous cell carcinoma antigen recognized by T-cells 3-like
Exons: 4
Coding region: 157-2832 (891 amino acids)
Biological process (GO): RNA processing
Molecular function (GO): protein binding; RNA binding
Source: RefSeq, a predicted model, not a curated record